Molecule: messenger RNA, 1127 nt
Organism: Diorhabda sublineata
Lineage: Eukaryota; Metazoa; Arthropoda; Insecta; Coleoptera; Chrysomelidae
Product: alpha-aspartyl dipeptidase
Exons: 5
Coding region: 315-1037 (240 amino acids)
Biological process (GO): proteolysis
Molecular function (GO): serine-type peptidase activity
Source: RefSeq, a predicted model, not a curated record
GAUUAUUAUUUUAACCUCCUAUAAGAAUAGAUAUAUUUAUUUGGAGGUUAUGUCUUAAAAAGUUUUGUGUAUACUAAAAUUUAUUCAAAUGCGUAUAAAUACCGUAAAAAAAGUAAAUUUCAAGUUUUUACAUUGACAACCGUGAUUGCUUGUAAUUUAAUAUCUACAACAGAGUGAAUUUGUAAAUAUUUCAUUAUCUAUUUUUUAUCAGAGUUUUUAUUUGUUUUGAUAUAUAAUUUCACAUAUCCUAUAUCUGGUUUUGAUAUCAAAAAGUAAAUAGACGGCUGAACUUGAGAAAUACAGUAUUUCGUAAAAUGGCCAAAAGGAAUUUGUUACUUCUAUCGAGUUCAAAAUUACACGGACACAAUUUUUUGGAAUACGCCGAAAACGAAAUUUGCGGAUUAUUAACAGAACUCCGAAUAGAAAAUAUUCUUUUCAUUCCUUAUGCUUUGAAAAACCAUGAUGAAUAUUUUCUUACAGUUGAAGUACCUUUUAAAAAAUGGGGUUUCCAAAUAAGUAGUAUUCAUACUCAGAAUCCUAUCGAUGCUGUUGAUCAAGCGCAAGCCUUUUUCGUUGGGGGAGGAAAUACUUUUCGUCUUUUGAAAACUCUUUAUGAUUUGGAUUUAGUUAAACGUAUAAAAAAACGGGUAUUGGAAAAUGCGGUACCUUACAUCGGAGCCAGUGCAGGUUCAAAUAUUGCAACGGUUAGUAUUCAUACAACAAACGACAUGCCUAUAGUAUACCCUCCAACAUUCGAAGCACUAGGAUUAGUUCCUUUCAAUAUAAAUCCCCAUUAUUUGGACGCCGAUCCUAAUUCUACUUUCCAAGGAGAAACUAGAGAACAAAGAAUCAAACAGUACCUUGAAGAGAAACAUUCUAAAACUGUUCUCGGUAUAAGAGAAGGAUGCAUCUUAUCUAUACGAGAUACUAUACUUGAAGUGAAGGGUUUGGCAGGCGCUACAUUAUUUCAAAAGGAAAAAGAUCCCGUACAAAUUAAAGUUGGGUCCUAUUUGAAUGAUUUAUUUCAACAAGAUUAAUAGGAAGUGAUUAUAUAUAUUUAUAUAUGAAUAUUUUAUAUAGAAUUGACGAUAUUUUUUUAAAUAAAAUUUCAUGGGAUAACAAAUAAA